CACUGUUUUGUCCGUUUAGUUGUGGUGGACACCAACCAGCAUGGCGGCGCUAAAGACAACAGCGGCUUGGCUUUGCUUGCUAGCAGUGUUGCCAUGCUCCAAUCAGGAUCAGGUUCCAGUGAAGAACUGCAGCUCUCAGCUCCUGGAGGACCUGUCAGCUGAUCUUCAGGUGGCACUAGAGUGCAGCGUAAGCCCAUCAGCUAAGUGGUCCACACAGCAGACGGCGGCACUGCUUCUCCACAUGAGGAAUGUGACGGAUGUACUGCACAAGCAUCAGCAGAGUGAAUGUUAUGGAGCAGAGCCCGUGGAAUGCCCUGAGCCCGAGGUUCCCAAAAAUGGAGGCUUGGUGUGCGCCACGCUGGCUAACAGGCGGUAUUGCAAACCCCUGUGCAACCACGGUUAUGACUUUGCGUUUAUCAGGAGAAGUCGCUUGUUUGAUGAAUGCAGCGAGCAGACGGGCUACAGAUGGAACAGUCAGUACAUCGGUGGAAACGCGCUGGCUUUUUGUAACGAAGCCUCUAUCCAAGUAGCAGGAGGAAAGACGGCGUAUUUUCCCAAAGACAACAGCUGCCUGGCCACCAAGACGAGCGACCACAAGCACAGUGACAUCAUCCAAGAUUUUACUGAGGAGCUGAAGGGUCUCCACUUGGAGGCGGACGCACAAUCGCUCUGUCUUGUUUGUGGGUGAGGCCAUCGCAGCACUGACAAUAAAAAGGAUUUAUUGACA
Messenger RNA from Dunckerocampus dactyliophorus (ringed pipefish), 727 nucleotides. RefSeq lists its product as uncharacterized. The record is from RefSeq and is a predicted model, not a curated record. Bases 41 to 688 code for a protein of 215 amino acids. Lineage: Eukaryota; Metazoa; Chordata; Actinopteri; Syngnathiformes; Syngnathidae. The transcript has 6 exons.